ACAAUCGUAAGAAUAAUUCGCUUUAUAGUCGUGUUGAUUGUCACAGUACCUUCAGUAUUUUUUAUAAUAAUUAAUAAUUUUUAAACAGCUAGCCAUUUAAUUUAUUUCUCUUUAAUAAAGUAAUUACAAGAUAUAUUAGAAGACCAUAAUGAUUGGACGCAACUUUUUAAUAAUAAUAAUAAUGCAAUUUUUAACCAUUGGUAUUUUAUGCAAUGCAUACUCCGAGGACAGAAUUAAUAAAUCAUUGGAGGAACUUGCAGCUUUGGACGGUUACAAAGUGGAACCACAUAAAAUAAUCUCGGAAGAUGGUUACGUGUUAAUAGGUCAAAGAAUCUCUUCCACCAGAAACUCGACACUGAAACACAAAAAUCCAAUAAUGUUCUUAAUAGGAAUGUGCGCUUCUUCGGAAUGUUACGUUGUUAUGGGAAAUCUGUCGAUUCCGUACGUAUUAGUUGAGAACGGCUACGAUGUUUGGAUUAUGAAUCCCAGAGGAAACGAGUACAGUAAUCGACACCUUAAGUGGGACUCAACGAAGGAUAGAGAAUAUUGGAACUUCACUUUAUUUGAAAUGGCUUAUUAUGAUGUUCCAGCAAGUAUAGAUUAUAUUUUAAACGUGACAAACACCAAGAGCUUAUCAGUCAUCGGUCACUCCCAAGGAUCAACCAUAAUGUUUAUGGCGUUGGCCGCAAGAGUUGAAUACAAUGACAAAGUUAAUUUGGGUGUUCACUUGGCACCUUCGUUGUACGUUAACGAAACAGAUACGCCCUUAUUAUUGUUUCUCAAGAAACAUGUUCAUACACUCGAGCAUUUAACGAUAGAUUUUUUCAACAUUCAUUUUGUGCCACAUAUUAAAGGUACAUUAAAAGGAAUAAAUGAAGCCUGUAAUUUGAGCCCUGGUAUAAAAAGUAUUUGUGAACUUGUUCUCAAAUUCAUAGAUUAUGGGGUCGACUUUAAGGAGUAUUAUGACAAUGAGGCCAUAUUAACAGCAUUAGGACAUGCUCCAUCUGGAUGUUCAACCAAAGUUUUAUUUCAUUACGCACAAUUCUAUGCGUCAGGUAAACUUCAACAAUACGAUUAUCAACUAAGAGGGAAUUUAAGAGAAUAUGGAACACCAGAACCACCAGCAUAUUACGUUAGUAAUAUAACAUCUCCAAUGGCACUUUUUUACCAUCCAUUAGAUUUCAUUCUUCCUGCUAAGGGGAUUAAUCGUUUGGUUAAUGAGUUACAAAAACCGAUUCGGUUUGAAAUACAAGACAAAAACUUCAGACAUAUAACUUAUCUUAUAAGUAAAUUAGUAGGAAUUAUUAUUCCAGAUUUGUUGAAAAUUUUAGAAAAAUAUAACCAUUAAUAUUU
This is a messenger RNA of Aethina tumida (small hive beetle), 1353 nucleotides long. Its product is annotated as lipase 3. The record is from RefSeq and is a predicted model, not a curated record. The coding region runs from base 149 to 1348 and encodes 399 amino acids. Gene Ontology annotation, molecular function: hydrolase activity, acting on ester bonds. The transcript has 8 exons. NCBI's taxonomy places the organism in Eukaryota, Metazoa, Arthropoda, Insecta, Coleoptera, Nitidulidae.